AUGGCUGUGAGAAUGUAUCUCUGGCAGGCUGUGCUGGCCAUUUCUAUGUGGAAACGCGUGUUGGCGAACGAGAAACGUGAAUUAGGAUUAAACUUAUACGGAGGUGGAUAUGAGAACUAUUCUUUGGCGCAUGUUAAUGCCACGGGACCUGACGACGUUCUGCAUUACCUCUGGGGUGCGAGUCGAGGAGGAGUUUCGUUAGUUAUUGUCUUGACGAAGUUGGACACUGAAGUUAACAUUCGCUGGAAUGCAAAUGGAACCGAAGGCGUCAUGAGUGACAUCAAGUUCUCCGAAGAUCCAUUACUCUCUUUUGGAAUUAUCGUUCCUCUGGUCAUGCAGUAUAGGGACAUCAAAGAUACUGCGAAUAUUGGCACUGUUUCCGAUGACGAUGUGACAGUUUAUGACAUGAGGGACAUUCAAUGGCGAGGAACUGUCAGAAGCAAUGAUCCGGACUCAGUGGUUUUACGUUUCGUCGGGACAAAUUUUUUCCAAAAGAAUUUGACUUCUGGACACCCACUGAAAGAGGAUUCUCUUGUCUUUCAGGCUUGCUUUUGGCAAAGAAAUGACGAAGAUUUGGGGUUCGCGUUCCCCUUUUAUGGCUUUUCCCCAAGACUAAUGGAGCAUUCUAACAAGCUUGCUCGUUAA
Notodromas monacha is the source of this 645-nucleotide messenger RNA. The record is from the annotation of a GenBank genome assembly. NCBI's taxonomy places the organism in Eukaryota, Metazoa, Arthropoda, Ostracoda, Podocopida, Cyprididae.